Messenger RNA from Blepharisma stoltei, 1661 nucleotides. The record is from the annotation of a GenBank genome assembly. Lineage: Eukaryota; Ciliophora; Heterotrichea; Heterotrichida; Blepharismidae.
AUGUUUAAUAGCCAGUUAUCAUACAAAAGUAGUUUAGACCAAUUUAAAAGCCAAGACCGUUAUUCUUACAGCCCUGGAAAUUAUCAAAAUUCACUCUAUGAGUCUUCCUCAAAAUUUCCAAGAAAUGAAAGAUCAUCAUUGGAAACGUUUUCUCCUAAUCUUCCCAAUCCUUUAUUUAAAAUCAAUUAAAAUGUUCUUAAAAUUCGUGAAAGGCUAACCCUAUAAUUUAUCGAACAAUUUUAUAUGGUAAGCGUGAAACUCACUCCUCCCUUAUUAAUAAUAAUGAGUCUUAGAGAUUAUAUCUGAUAACUGUUCCUUCGCAAUUUGAAUGCAAUUUAUAGCAUAUAUAUAUUAUUCAAUCUCUUGAGCUAAAAAUUUUAAUAUAAAAUAAUAUUUCUUUUUUACAAUUUUUUUCCUCGAUCUUUGAGCGAGCAAUGAUGAUUGGCUCAAUCAAAAUGGGAAGUAAACAAACUUUUAGUUCCUUAUCAACCUACUCAAAGGCAAGCUAUGAAAUAGAAUCUGAAGCACUUAAAAGAGAUAUGGGACGCUUACGCAGCCGCAUUGACUUCAACAACUCGGAACAUUCUCGCAAAAUUGCAGAUCUUAAAGAUGCUUACGAAGAACAAUUACGAAAUAUCCAAAAACAAAAAGAAUACGAGCUUAAUAGUAUUGACAAAAAAAUACAAUUCAAAGAAAUAGAUCUGGACGCUUUAAGGGAAAGAAUUGAAAAUGAGCAAAGUUCGUUGGCGAAAGAAAAAGCAAAUCAAGAGAGAAAUACAUCGAAAUUAAGUAUUGAUUUAAGAAAUACUGCAAUAGAAAUAUCAGAAAUGAGAGGAGAAUUUGAAGAAAUCAGCCAAAAUGACAUUGAAAGGAAAAAAAUUGAAAUUGAUCGACUCUUGGAUUAUCAACAAAGAGAAUCUGAUGCUAUCGCUCAAGAUCAACAAAUGCAAUAUCAAGAUAUGCAAAACAGGAUAUCAAAUAAAGAAAAAUUAAUCAGAAGCUUGGAAAAUGAGCUUAGACAGUUAAGAAAGGACCUUUUAUUUAACACUGAUGAGCAUGAAAAUCAAAUCGCUAUGCUUAAAGAAAAGCUUUAUAAUGCCAAAAAAGAUAUUGAAGUCAAUGAAAUCGAUAUUAAUAAAAUCAUUGCGACUAGGGAUGGAGCCAGAAAUGAAAUCCAAUACCUAUCAAAAGAAGCAACCGCAAUGGAAGGAGAGCUUUCAACCCUUAUGAGGAGAAACUCCAACUUAAAAGAAAAAUCUGGGAAAUUAGGAGAACUCGUUUAUGGAAAAAAAGUAAAAUCUCCAAACAAAUCUCCUAACUCCCCUCAUGGGCAAGCAAAACCAUUGGAAAAUCCCUAUUUUGGCUAAAAUCCACCAUUUGAUCGAACAAACAAUUUUUUUAAUAUUAAAAUCUUUCUUAAAAUACUUUGAUAUAUAAGCGAUAAUUAUUAUAGCCAAUUCUAUUUAAUUUAAAGCAGCUUGAGUUUUAAAACAUAAAUUUACAAACUAAAUUAAUAUUUACUUUAAAAUUAUUUCGGUUGGGAUUUUUUAAAUUUCGAAAAAAGUGUUUACUAAAAAAAUUUUCUAUAAAUUCUUUUAAAUAAAAUAACCUAACAAUGUUCGCUCACAGAGGGGAGUAAGAAAAAUAAAUUUAAUAAUUAA